AGUUUGCAACGGUCAAGUUUUAUCGCGGCAUUCGUUAUCUUAGCAAAACAUCAUGAUUUAAUGCAUAAUGGAUUAGUUUGCUUUAAAGCAUUCUAGACAUAGGAGCUUUCAAGGCGGGUAACAAAUGAGUUUACAGAUAUGCACGUCAGUGUCGAGCGUGUACGACGUACAGGAGCGAUGUAUUCUCGCAAAUAGUUCUAGCGGAGUUUUUUUUUCGAUUGCAAAGCAAAAAGAAUUCAGUAAUAACACAGGGAGAGCAUUGUAUUUGGUUCAUUUUGUUGGUGGCUGGCAACACUUCCCCUUUGACGUGUGAGUGCGAAAGAGGGAUAGCAAACGCGAGGGAAAGGGAGAAAAGUGAAACGAAAUUUGGGAUUGGGAGAAAGCGAGAUGAGUUUAUUUGGAAUCCGAUUUGUUGUUAUAUAUACACUGUUGCGAAAAGCGAACUUCUCUACUUCACCAAAAUAGUUGCUUCAAUGAUAGUUACUGUGAUUAUUGCCUGUACUAUUCGCUGUAUAUAGCUCGGCAGAGAGUUGAAAUAGCCGUAAGGAGAAGCUGAAAGAGUGGAAACGGGAACAUGGGCUCGACGGAGGCAAAUCCAACUCCCGGACGCUUCUCGCACUGCACCCUGUUGGCGAACGUCGAUGCGUACAAUCCCGAUACGCUCGAUCUUUAUCAGGAUCCGGAGGCGAAUCGAUACUGGUUCGCCUGCUUCAAAGACAUGGUGCUCAAGUUCGAGCGGCAGGCAAUGGCAAGUCAAUCGAAGGAUGCCAGCGCUGCAGCCCGUGCCCAAUCUUUCCGCGAGCACUGUGCCGAAAUGCUCGUCCAGCUGCAGGAGGGCACACGAGAAACGCCAUCAUUGGGUAUCAGAAACCUGCUGGAGGUAAUCGAAAGUGCUCUCCGAAAGUUUGGCUUCGAUGACCCUUGGAAGGAACAAAAGACGAUCGAAAACAAAGCAUCGAUCGGUAUGCUAAAGCCGCGAUUGCAGCAACUCGACAGCAUAGCCUCCCGGAGGGAAAAGUGGACGGAGAUUGUACGUGGUGUACUAGCUGGUAAUAUGUUCGAUUGGGGCGCCCAGGCUGUGACAAAAAUUUUAGAAACAAACAAUGGAUUCGGCCUACAGCAGGCUCUAGAUCGGAUACAGAAAAGGCCCUGGUUAAUCGACGACCUAGACGGGUGGCUCGACAGAAUGGAGCACGAUCCACCACACCGCUGUGCGACGAUUUUCACUGACAAUGCGGGCAUCGACUUCGUGUUAGGGAUUGUGCCCUUGGUUCGCGAACUGUUGAAGCGCAACACGAAGGUGCUGCUGUGUGCGACCAUCAAUCCGGCGAUAAACGAUAUUACGUACUCCGAGCUAACGAAAGCUAUUGCCGAUUGCUGCGAAGAGUGCGACAUUCUACGAGACGCCUACAGCAAGGAACAUCGGUUGCUGCUGUUUGGCAAUGACCAAAUCGGACCCUGUCUGGACUUUAGAGUGCUUUCAAAAGAUUUAUCGGACGCAAUCGAACAAAACGACGUCGAUUUAUUGAUAAUUGUCGGAAUGGCUCGGGCAUUGCAUACCAACCUGUACGCAAAGUUCGCGUGCGAAACAUUCAAACUGGCUGUCGUAAAGAAUGAAUGGUUAGCUAAACGGCUAGGUGGCGAAACUUUCUCCGUGGUAUGUAAAUACGAACGGUAAUAUUACUUCAAAUGUUAUGACCAGCCAAGGAUCGGCCAUUCGGUCAACGGAUCUAAACCAUGAAAACAACAAUGAACUGUGCUGAAAGAACUAAAAUAAAUAUUGAACGCGUUGAUUAUAUUUUA
Anopheles gambiae (African malaria mosquito) is the source of this 1803-nucleotide messenger RNA. RefSeq names its product 4'-phosphopantetheine phosphatase. NCBI's taxonomy places the organism in Eukaryota, Metazoa, Arthropoda, Insecta, Diptera, Culicidae. The record is from RefSeq and is a predicted model, not a curated record. Gene Ontology annotation, cellular component: nucleus; cytosol. Bases 575 to 1678 code for a protein of 367 amino acids. The transcript is spliced from 5 exons. Gene Ontology annotation, biological process: coenzyme A biosynthetic process. Gene Ontology annotation, molecular function: pantothenate kinase activity; ATP binding.